UGAUAAUCUUUCUGCAUGAUUAACCGAUGAAAAAUCCACAACUGACUGAUAACGAACUAUCAAAUUUUAGAACUCGUCGCCAUCAUUCUCAUUUGGAAUAAUGUGGUAUGAUAAUCCUAGUAGUCAAGAGUUCUUAUCUGUUCGAGGAAAACGUCAGUAGGAAAGACCAACAAGAAAUCAAAACAGUAUCUGUGAGCAGCAGAGACACAAACUCUUUCCGGUAAAAAUCUUUAGACAGUGAUGGAUUCUCUUCUCCAAUUCCUGUUGAUUUUGUUCUCCACCCUCCUUGCUCUUUUAUUCUCUGUUUACUUUUAUGGCUUAAAGAGACCAACAACUGGUAAGGCAAGAAGCUUCAGUAGUGCGCCCCAAGCUGGAGGUGCCUGGCCAAUAAUUGGCCACAUGCAUCUCUUUGGUGGCAAGCAACUGACUCACAAAAUACUGGGUGCCAUGGCUGAUAAGUAUGGACCAGUGUUUACUAUCAAGCUAGGUUCACAUAGAGUUUUGGUUGUGAAUAGUUGGGAAAUGGCCAGGGAUUGUUUCACCGUGCAUGACAGAGCUUUCUCCAGUAGACCAAGCAUUGCUGCCUCAAAACUGCUUGGCUAUGACUUGGCUAUGUUUGGCUUUGCUCCUUAUGGGCCUUACUGGCGUGAGAUGCGCAAAAUAACUACAAUUGAGCUUCUGUCAAGCCACCGGAUUGAUAUGCUGAGGCACAUACGAGCUUCAGAAGUAGAGACUGCUAUAAGAGAUCUUCAUAAGAUGUGGGUCAGCAAAGGCAGUGCAGAAAGUGGAGUUACGGUGGAUAUGAAGCAAUGGUUUGGAGAACUGACACUUAAUAUUGUUUUGAGAAUGGUGGGAGGGAAGCGUUAUUUUGGACCAAGUGCUGAUGGCGAAGAGGCAGAGGCACGAAGAAAUCAAAAGGUUAUGAGAGACUUUGUUCGUUUGUUUGGGGUUUUUGUGCUGUCUGAUGCAAUACCAUUUCUUGGUUGGUUGGACUUUAAUGGAUACGAGAAAGCCAUGAAGAGAACUGCUAAAGAGCUGGACAUUCUUGCCGGAGGAUGGCUGGAAGAGCAUAAACAGAGGAGAUUGUUGGGUGGGAAGGAGAAGCAAGAACAGGAUUUUAUGGAUGUGAUGCUGAAUAUCUUGGAAAAGGCCAAUAUUGGCGGUUUUGAUGCAGAUACCAUUAACAAGGCUACUUGCCUGAAUGUAAUUUUGGCAGGAAGUGACACCACCAUGGUCACUCUGACAUGGGCAUUGUCUUUACUGCUCAACAAUCCCCAGGUGCUAAAGAAGGCUAAAGAUGAACUGGACAUCCAUGUUGGUAAGGAUAGACUAGUAGAUGAAUCUGAUAUAAACAAUUUGGUCUAUCUCCAAGCAAUUAUCAAGGAAACACUGCGUUUGUAUCCGCCCAGCCCACUAAUCGCCCAUCGUUCUGCAAAGGAAGACUGCACUCUCUCAGUUGGCUACCACGUUCCCUCUGGCACGCGCUUGAUGGCAAAUGCCUGGAAAAUUCAACGUGAUGAGCGUGUAUGGCCGAAUCCUGAUGAGUUCCACCCUGAAAGAUUCUUGACUAGCCAAAAGGAGAUAGACCUUAAAGGGCAGAAUUUUGAACUUAUCCCAUUUGGUUCAGGAAGAAGGUCGUGCCCUGGCAUCGCGCUAGCCCUCAGGAUAGUCCAUUUUACUCUGGCUAGAUUGUUGCAUAGUUUUGAAGUCACUAAGCCAUCAAGGGAAGAUGUGGAUAUGACUGAGAGCCAUGGCUUGACGAAUUUGAAAGCUACCCCACUUGAAAUUCUCCUUAUCCCACGUCUGAAUCCCAGGCUUUAUGGAUAGUGGGUACUGAGAACUGGUGCAAAAUUUCUGUAAGAGGAAGUGCUAUGCAGCGAGCAAGAGCUGCCCAAUAUUUUCAGAGAUCCUACUGUGGAACAACCAAUGUCAGGUUUCUAUGACUAAUAUUAAUAUUAAAACCCACUGGAUAUCUAA
Populus euphratica (Euphrates poplar) is the source of this 1977-nucleotide messenger RNA. RefSeq names its product cytochrome P450 CYP82D47-like. The record is from RefSeq and is a predicted model, not a curated record. The transcript has 2 exons. NCBI's taxonomy places the organism in Eukaryota, Viridiplantae, Streptophyta, Magnoliopsida, Malpighiales, Salicaceae. The coding region runs from base 241 to 1827 and encodes 528 amino acids. Gene Ontology annotation, molecular function: monooxygenase activity; oxidoreductase activity, acting on paired donors, with incorporation or reduction of molecular oxygen; heme binding.